AUGGCAGCAACCAUUGCAGCAGCAGCCGUUGCCGGCACAGCAGCAGCAGCAGCAUAUCUAGACGCCAAAUAUCACAUCCGAUCUGACCUCAGCAAAGGAAGUCUCGACAACGCAGCCAUUGAAGCACAAAAAUUCAUCGCUCAAAAAGAAGCCGAGAAUGAAUUGACAUUAUACCACGAUGUUGCAAACUGGGCCAAGCAAGAUAUUCCCAAUCAUUUGUUUCUGGAAUAUCAAGGACGAUCCUGGACGUACAAACAAUUCUACCAAGAUCUGCAGAGAGUGGGCAAUUGGUUGCGAAAUGACUUGGGGGUGAGGAGGGACGAAAUGGUCGCUUUGAGUGGACCGAAUAGUGCUGAGUAUAUUCUGCUGUGGUUUGCAAUCGAUGGUAUUGGGGCAAAUCAGAGCUUUGUCAAUCACAAUCUCACGGAUAAAGCAUUGACACACUCGAUCAAGCUCUGUGAGCCUCGUGUUGUGGUGGCCGAUAGAGAGACAGCAGAAAGACUAGAGCCAUGCAAAGAUGAGCUUUCCCAAGCAGGAAUUAAAAUCAUCUACUAUGAUGAAGACCUCUUUGCCACUUUCCGUGACGAUACGCCCAUUCCAAAGUCUUUGACCACUGGCAAGACGUCCGCGGAUGUCAAAAGUUUGAUGUAA
Messenger RNA from Ramularia collo-cygni, 651 nucleotides. RefSeq lists its product as uncharacterized. Gene Ontology annotation, molecular function: long-chain fatty acid-CoA ligase activity; long-chain fatty acid transmembrane transporter activity. The record is from RefSeq and is a predicted model, not a curated record. Lineage: Eukaryota; Fungi; Ascomycota; Dothideomycetes; Mycosphaerellales; Mycosphaerellaceae. The coding region runs from base 1 to 651 and encodes 216 amino acids. The transcript has 5 exons.